UUUCAAAAAUCCAACAUUGAAACCCGAACAAUCGACUACAAACGGCUCAUAAGCAUCAUGAUGGAGACUUGCAAUCAUUUCAACUGCAUAUAUCUGAUUAUAGAUGCCGUGGACGAGUUCAUGCCUCCGAGUGGUACGCAUGGAAAUUGGGAUCAGCGAACAGCAUUAUUGAGAACACUCCUGGAGUUGGAAGAGGCAGGCAGAGGAAAAAUCAAGAUUUUCCUCACCAGCCGGCCCACGCGCGAGAUUCAGGAUGAAUUAACAGGCGUACCAAGUGUCACAAUCACGAAAGAGGCAAAUUCUAAGGAUAUCGAACUCUAUAUCCGUAAGAGGCUUGAGGCCACCAGAAAAAAGAGUCGUGCCGAAUGGGGCAACAAGUUGAGAGCAGGUGAAGAGCAAAAUCCAACAAUGUCUGAAUUCAUCACUUCUCAGAUAACCGAGAAAGCAGAUGGCAUGUUUCUUUUUGCUACUUUGCAGUUGGAAGUCCUGCUCAACUCCGACUACAAGGUAGACAUAUCAGUCACACUUGAACGUUUACCGAAGAACCUGGAAAAGACCUGGGAACGUAUU
Bipolaris oryzae ATCC 44560 is the source of this 570-nucleotide messenger RNA. RefSeq lists its product as uncharacterized. Lineage: Eukaryota; Fungi; Ascomycota; Dothideomycetes; Pleosporales; Pleosporaceae. The record is from RefSeq and is a predicted model, not a curated record. The annotation marks the transcript as partial. The transcript is spliced from 2 exons.